Pyricularia grisea is the source of this 1199-nucleotide messenger RNA. RefSeq lists its product as uncharacterized. Lineage: Eukaryota; Fungi; Ascomycota; Sordariomycetes; Magnaporthales; Pyriculariaceae. The record is from RefSeq and is a predicted model, not a curated record. The transcript is spliced from 3 exons. The coding region runs from base 166 to 954 and encodes 262 amino acids.
CUUGCAUGUCUUGGCCGUACACAAUGACACGACCACCUCUGUUUCUUAUAUCAACCUAGUCACCUUAUAAAUACAACCAUUGCUCUGUUCUAGUCAUCAUUUCAUAUCCAUCAGUAAGAGUCACGGUUCUCCAUCAAUCAAUAGCCAAGUGAUUCAAUAUACAAUAUGUCGGACGCCAAUCAGUCAGUCGGGAUACCUGUGACCUCGUAUAAGGAGGUCGUGCUACCCGGGUAUGAAAUCCUGCCACCCACGAUGCUGACAAUCAAGGGCCAGGAGAUCCACGCAACAGAGCCAGAGGCGCGGUUGCUGUACCGGCUGAGCCUAGGGAUAACCACACUUUCAGAAAUCACCACCGAUGUGCAACUAUCGCGGGUUGAGUCCACCAAGGGAGGCAGCGAGCGCCAACGCCACAUAUACGACCUGAAGCACAUGCGGUCGACGCCCGGUGGGUUUAAAGAUGUGCCGGCAGAGUCGCCGCGGUAUUAUAUCAAGCGCGCCAGCAGACUGGUCCCUGAGCCCGCGGCGGUGGGGAUCAAAAAGAAGCGGUCGUUGAUGGGUGGAAAGGCGGAGCAGGUAACGGCCGUGCCCGUCGACCUCUCGGGUAAAGCCAGCGAGUUCGGGAUCCCGACGUUUGUCAAAAAGGCAGAAGCCAUUUUCACGUUCAAAGGGCCUGAGUGGGUAGACAACCAAGGCAAAUCCGUUGCCGUCAUGUACUACGGCGACAAAGAAGACAAGGUUCACAGCUUGGUUCUGACGGCAUCACUGACCCGCGCGCAAUUUGAGAUACUCGUGGCCUUGUGGUGCUGUCAUGUUUGGGAGUUUAGCGUUGCCAAUGCGGAAAAAAUCCACGAGGGGUCUGCUGGAUUGUUAAGGAAGCUGAAGCAGGGUGAGGAGUAUGGAUAUAGAUGGAUGUCAGGACCAGCUGGAGGUGGGGGAGCAAGUACGGCGUUCUGAAUCGGUAAUCUGGUUCAGGACAGACACCUUGGGAAAGAAAAGCGACACGCCGGAUUUACAAAGGACAGAUGAGGCUCAGUCACAGUCAAGGGUUUAUGAACGAGUCCGAGCGAUCAAAGUCACUAGGAUGCUGUGAGCUGGUCAGACCAGAAAUGUUGGUUGAGAGGGCAAAGAAACUGUCGUGAGCCUAGAGUUAGUUAGCACUGAUUCGUGUAACUUGUCAAACAUGCACUGGCUUGGCUGGG